Paramecium pentaurelia is the source of this 432-nucleotide messenger RNA. NCBI's taxonomy places the organism in Eukaryota, Ciliophora, Oligohymenophorea, Peniculida, Parameciidae. The record is from the annotation of a GenBank genome assembly.
AUGAAUAUAAUUGCAACUNAAAGUGAUAUUAUUGAAAAGAGAUUAAAAGAAUGUUAAGAAUAAAUUAAAUAAUUUUAGAUAUAACUCAAAGUAACAUCUUAAUCUGAAGAUAAAGCUAAAGAAAAGAUCUAAAAGUAUUAGCAAUAACUUUAAAAAAUGAAAGAAAAUUUUGAUAAACAAGAAAAAGAAUUAUAAAAUUAUAAGGCUUCUUUAAAUGAAAUUACCAAGAAAUUCGAAGAAGAAUAAUAAAAAAAUCUUUAAUUAAAAGAUGAUUUUGAAAAAGAGAAAAUGAGAUUAGACGAAGAAAAUGGAAGAAAAUUUAAAUAAUUGAGUCAUUUAAAUAAAAAAAUAAAGAGAUUUUUUUCUUUGACUGUGCUAAUAGUACUGGCAUUACUUUUUUAAUUUAUGAUCUACAAACCAUUAUCUGUUUGA